Messenger RNA from Meyerozyma guilliermondii ATCC 6260, 2517 nucleotides. RefSeq names its product chromatin-binding protein (gene RAD9). Lineage: Eukaryota; Fungi; Ascomycota; Pichiomycetes; Serinales; Debaryomycetaceae. The record is from RefSeq and is a predicted model, not a curated record. Gene Ontology annotation, molecular function: histone binding. Gene Ontology annotation, cellular component: nucleus. Bases 1 to 2517 code for a protein of 838 amino acids. The transcript has a single exon. Gene Ontology annotation, biological process: DNA damage checkpoint signaling; positive regulation of transcription by RNA polymerase II.
AUGACCGUUCCUCGGAGCCGAUCGUCGUGGAAUCAACUUCCUCCAGAAUCAGUAGACGAAGACGAUACCAACUCGAGUCUUGUUUUUGGCAACGAUCAGGUGGAGGAGACACAGAAGGACGACAAAAGUAAAGAAAAUGGCUCUUUUUCGCUUCAGAACUCGCAAUCUCCAUCCAAACUCGGCCUGUCUUUGCACUACGACGAUACUCAAAUCAUCCGAAAUGACAACCAGAGCUCUCCUUUGACUUUCAAACACCCUGAUACGCUUGAUAUAAGCUCACCCAAGACUGAUACACAGUAUCAAGUACCAAAUUACAAUAACGGUGCAGAAAACACUCAAAAAGAUUUGACCCAGAAACUGCAAUUGAAUGACGAUACACAAGUGGUUGUUCCAAAUGACUCCCAAAAGAGAAGGAUGGGAGACACUCAAUUGGACAGAGACAAUUCACCACAAGCUUCUCAAGCAUAUCAAUCCUGGAACGAUACUCAAAGAAUAGGACGAAUAUCUUCAGGGGACACUCAAAGAGUACCCCGAAUACCUUCAGAAGACACUCAAAAAAUACCACGAAUACUAUCCGAAGACACUCAAAGAAUACCACGAUUUCCAUUAGAGGACACUCAAAAAAUACCAAGACUUCCUCCAGAUGAUACUCAGAGAAUACAAAUACCUUCAGACCUGCCCCGGCACGAGACACAGGUACUUCAGACGCUGCCUGAGAACCACGAUACUCAAGUAAUUCGGCCUUUUCUGCCGGAAUAUAGUGGCACUCAGCCUCCAACGCUGCCAUCAGUGACUCUCACAGACACCCUGAAAGCUGGUCUCGAAGAUUUUCAAAAUACAUUGGCAACUUCCUCGCCAAGAAUUGACGAUAUACACCAGUCUCGGACUCAAGUCAUCAACACACAAGAAGUAGUUGAAGAGCGCAACCUUGCGGGAAAUACAAGUACAAAACCAGUGGUUUCCAGUAGCCAGCGAAGCCAGCCAGAUAAAGAGGAGAUCCAGUCUGAAGACGAGGACUGGACCUAUGUUCAUGUUGACGAUACUUUGGAACUAAACAGGCUAAAACGACAUGAACAUCUGGUGGAACCUCGCAAGCGAAUGAAAAACGACGCCAACAUUUCUCAUGAAACAAUUCCAUCUUCGCCAACGGUUCCCAGUCGUUCUGCCGGGCGUCAUCUACGGAAAAUGGCAUUGACCGAUACACAAUCUGUGGAUGGUAGAGACACCGAAACUCAAAAAGAUUCCAGUAUUUUACGCAGUGAAGCUCUGAACACAAUUACCCAGUCUCAAAUUGUCAGCAGGAACAGUGUGUGGGCCGCCUACGAUUUCCGCAUGUAUAUUGGCCUAGUUGUGGAAAGUGGUCCACUUGACCUGUCGGUGAAGUUUGAGGACGAUAUUUACAAGAUAAAGAAUAGCGAGUUGCACUUGCUUGAUGUUCGCAUUGGUGACAAGCUUCGAGUGCGCACGUCACCCAACGAAUAUAUAGUCUGUGGUCUUGUUCGAAAACCAGACUUUGAUGGAAUCUGUUGCAUAAGAGGCUUCAAUCACGUACUUUUGAAGAAAGUGUCAAAGAAGGGAGCUAAAGAACUUUUGGUGGAACUAGAGCAGUGCUCCAUGGAGUUACCCGAGUGGAUCCAGCACCAACAAAAAUUUGGAUUGGUAUCUGAGUCGUCGGUUCAAACCACUCCAAGACGGAGAACGAGAGAAGAAAUGUCAUUAGCGUCCAAAAGAGAACAUAUUUCCUUAUCUAACCAGCCUCUGAAACGCACGUCUGACUUGUUUCGAGGAUGUCUAUUUUGCUUGACAAAUAUCGGCAAAGGAAUCUCCGCCCAGCGACGGUUGCAAAUCAGAAGUCUAGUAGAAACCAACGGCGGGGUGCUUUUGGAAGACGGUUUUGAAACGAUCUUUUCUUAUGCAAAAGACGAAAAUGGACAUCGUCUAACUUCUAGUCAACUCGACGAAUACUAUUUUGCAGCUGUUGUAUCGAAUAGUUACGGCAGAAGCGCCAAAUAUUUACAGGCGCUUUCGCUUGGAUGGCCGAUUGUGUCGGACUCAUUCAUUUUUGACUGUGCCAAAGGCGCCAUUCUGAUCAGUAAUUGGCCGGUAUACCUUCUUCCUGCGGGCCAGUCGAAGAAAACCAACUCGGUCAAGAGUAUCGAUAUUUAUCGGUUUCGCAACAAGUAUGAACGGGGCCUAAAAUUGGUUCACCAGCUUGACAAUAACGGACACUUGUUGACGGGAUACCACAUUCUCUUUAUCGACAACAAAACUAACAACAAGAAUUGGGACACUUGUGAGUUCAUAUUCCAUGCAUUUGGCGCCAAAUCUCUACGGUAUGUCAAGUCCAAGUCUGACCUCGAAAACCACUUGGAUUCAACCCAAAGUCGCUAUUUGAUCUACGACAACAGUGGCACGUUCAAGGUGCAACAUGAGGGCAUAUACGGCAUUAUUGACUGGGAAUGGGUGGUGCAAUGUGUGAUCAGUGGAUUUACAUGGGAGCCCAAAAGUUUCAAAUAG